Molecule: messenger RNA, 731 nt
Organism: Drosophila yakuba
Lineage: Eukaryota; Metazoa; Arthropoda; Insecta; Diptera; Drosophilidae
Product: protein Hezron
Exons: 3
Coding region: 56-616 (186 amino acids)
Molecular function (GO): RNA binding
Source: RefSeq, a predicted model, not a curated record
UCGGACAGCGGCUGGGCAAUUAGAUUUCAUUUUUAAAGUUUAUCUCUUGACCAAAAUGUCAUCCUUGGCUCCUUGCUUUACUGUGGGCUCUAUAGUGCGCUGCAAAACUUGUUUUGGCGAAAACCUUUCGGGAGAGGUGGUGGCCUUUGAUCUGGGCGUGAAAAUGCUGAUGAUGAAGUGUCCAUCGAGCAAAGGCGGUGGCGACGAACAGACCAUCUGCAACCUGACCAUCGUGAACUUAGCCCUGUGCGUGGACAUCGAAAUAGUGAAGGAAAUGCAGCCCUUGGAUGAUGUUCAGCCCCCAGAACCGAUCAACAUCCCUUUGAUCCGAGAACGAUUUCGAUACGCCACCGAACAUCGCACUCUUUCCUGCCGGAGCUAUCACCCGAAUGCUUCGCCCUUCGGUCAAGCUCUGUUCAGGCUGUUGGUCAAGCGUUUCGGCGAUCCCGCGAUCAACUGGCAGAGCCAAGGCGACCAUGUGGCGAUCAAUAUACUGCAUCAGGUGGUCAUCGAGGCGCCGUAUGCUACGGAGAACAUCAGAUACCAGGGGUGGGAUCCCAAACUGGCAAUAUACGUGCAAGGGAUUGUUGAAGACUUUCGCAGUAAACAAAUCUAAAAUGACGCUCGUGCCCAUGGCAACAGUUGUCUAGAUAGCCCCCGGUUCUCUGUACGUUUUGUUUAUCAACAAAACAAUUCAAAAUACACAAUAUAGCCUCGACACCCACACAGAA